CUGUUUUGAAAGUUGUUCGGUUUGGCGGCGGCUGAAGUCGCAGACUGUGUGAUUUUAAUUCACGCUGUGAAAGGAUGGCUGAAAAUUUUGCGAGGCUGAGAGUGGGUCUUAUUGUAAAAAUCCAACGCAGCAAUGGGAUGGUACAAGAUGCAGGUAUAACUGAACUGAAUACUGAGAAAUCUUGUGUAAGAGUCGAAUGGCUGGAGGAUUCCGUUAGCAAAGCCAAAGAUAUUGACAUUGAAAGCUUACUAAUGUUAAAUCCUAACUUAGUAGAAAAGAUGCCACCUCCAAGCGUACCAAGAAGGAACACACGGGUCCCAAGACGUGAAUCAGCUCUGCCAGUUCCAAGGAAUGGGACUGCAAAAGAAAAACCUGUAUUUGAUGGUGAUGAAGUAUCACGUCGGACUCGUUCACGAGCACAAGUUGCACUGGAAGCACAAAUUAUGCCUAACUUGAGAUCAGCUGAAGUAGACCCUGUAAACUGCAAGAGCGUUGCUACAGGAAGAAAACCUACUUGUAUAAGAGAGACUGAAAAGAUUAAGAGACAGCGAGAAAAUAGACUAACUCAGCUUCAAGAAAUAAGAGAAAAGCGUUUACAGGAAUAUGACACCAGCAAUCCAAACUGGGAGUUCAUGAAAAUGAUUGCAGAAUUUAGAGCAACACUAGACUGUUAUCCUCACCUUUCUUCUUCAGAUCCUGUUGAGUUACACAAAAUAUGUGUCUGUGUUCGGAAGCGACCCCUCAGCAAUAAAGAAAAAUUGAAAAAAGAGAUUGAUGUUAUCACAGUUUCAAGUAAAAAUGUUGUCCUUGUGCAUGAGACAAAGAUGAAAGUUGAUCUCACCAAGUACUUGGAUAACCAGCCCUUCAGAUUUGACUAUGCCUUUGAUGAAUCAGUUACAAACGAAGAAGUAUACAGGUUCACAGCAAAGCCUUUAGUACAAACCAUCUUUGAGAGAGGAAUGGCUACCUGCUUUGCCUAUGGGCAGACUGGAAGUGGCAAAACUCAUACAAUGGGAGGUGACUUCUCUGGGAAAAAUCAAGACUGCUCCAAAGGAAUCUAUGCUCUUGCAAGUCAAGAUGUAUUUUUGCUGCUUGAACAACCCCGAUACAAGGAUCUUAAUCUGAAAGUAUUUGUAAGCUUUUUUGAAAUCUAUAGUGGUAAGGUAUUUGAUCUCCUGAACAAGAAAACAAAGUUGCGUAUGAUGGAAGACAAUAAGCAACAGGUGCAAAUAGUCGGGCUGCUGGAGCAGGAUGUCUUCUCUGUAGAUGAUGUAAUUCUGAAUAUUGACAUGGGAAAUAAUUACAGGACCUCAGGGCAGACUUCUGCAAAUAAUAACUCUUCCAGGUCUCAUGCGAUCUUUCAAAUUAUUCUGCGAAGGAAUGAUAAGCUUUAUGGCCAGUUUUCCUUCAUUGAUCUGGCUGGAAAUGAGCGAGGUGCUGAUACCAGCAGUGCAGACAGACAAACACGAAUGGAAGGUGCAGAAAUUAAUAAGAGUCUACUUGCAUUGAAGGAGUGCAUUCGAUCAUUGGGCCAGAAUAAUAUCUAUACACCUUUUCGAGCAAGCAAACUGACCUUGGUACUAAGAGAUUCAUUUAUUGGUGAAAAUUCAAGGACCUGCAUGAUUGCAAUGAUUUCACCGGGUUUGAGUUCCUGCGAACACACUCUAAACACAUUAAGAUAUGCAGACAGGGUAAAAGAGCUUGGUGUUGAAGAAGUUCCCAAUGAACCAGAAUGCUCCACAUUCUCUAAAGAUAAAAAACUCAAUGAAUCCUUGGAACAGUCUGAUAUUCGGUUGCUGUGUGAGAAAAUUCCCGGCAAAAAUGAAGUUCUAAGUGAGAAGGUUACAGCGCAAGGUGGUUUGGACGUAUCUCAGGAGGCACCAUCAAAGAUUUGUGACUUGCAUGUAGACGUCUCUCGAAUUCUUGAAUUGGAAGAGCAGGUGGUGGAUGAACAUCGAGAAAUUCAGCAGAAAUUACUACAGUGGAGUGAUGCAGAUAAUAAACUCUUGAAGAUGACUCAACUACCAGAGUAUAAUGUUGAAAACUACGUCAACAUAUUACAAGCGUACAUCAAUGAGAGGAUGGAAAUAUUUCAAGAGUUUGACAAAAUCGUGAAAGCCUUGCGACAAGCUUUGCAGAAGGAGGAGCAAGCUGCUAAAUUUCAUGGGUAAAGCCAUGACCUGCAAUUUGAGCAUCUGUGCAAGCAUUGUCAUUGUAACUUUUGUGGCCAUUGUAUUCAUCUCUCAUUCAACCAGAGGCUGUGAAAUUUCAAACAUGUUCCUCUUUGCUGUUUGUCUUUACAAUCCUCUCUCUAAAACAUUUGUCUAUAUGUCUCUCUUGGAUAUUUUCUUUUGAAAAUGUACAGAUUUAUAUCUCGUUUAUAAUAUGUUUGAACUGACGUUGUGACAUGUAAGAGCGAAAGUUUGCAUACAUAGUGAUGCAGUUAUGGUAUUAAGUUUUUCAGAAUACAUUGAUCUCUCUAAUCUAUUCCAUUAUUGCAAAUUAGAAAAUGAACCUGUUUUAAAAACUUGAGAGUGGAAUUGCUCUGUCUUUGUUUUCAUUCCCUGCCCCAAAAUAUAACAAAUAUUUCAUGGUGGCAAACUAAUAUUUUAAUGUGCUGGAGUUGUGAAACUCUGUAAUGACUUGCUAAAUAUUUCACAACUCGUUAGUUUUAUAGUUCCAGUAGAAUAACCUGCUGAAUGCUUAGUGUUUGGGUUUAAUGAAUAGUGACUGACUUCGGUAUCCUCUAGCAUGUUUACAAUCAAUUCAGUGUACCAGUGAAACACUACAGAGUUUUUCCAAGGACGGAAUUAUAUCACUCUAUUGGAUUGCUAAAAUGGUCUUGUUUUUUUGUGUUGUUUUUUUUUACUUUUUUGGUGAACAAAAUAUAAAGCAGCUACACAACAUUUUGAUUCUUCUCAAAUUGUAUGAUGCUCGUUAAUACAAUAGGAGUCUGGAAGAGCCAAAGUGACGCACUGCAAUCCAUUUUAUCUAAAGCUGUUCAACUUGAGGACAAAGCAAACCAUAAGUGUCCCUAAUUCAUAACUUAAAACAAUUUUCUAUACUAUUUUUUUUGCACUGGAAUAGGAGGAGAGAAAUCAAUUGACUUCCAAAUUCUGAAGUAACCCAGAUGUGUUUUUAUGAACAACCACCUGGCAAAGAACUGAAUUAAGGUUUUCUUAGUCUACCCUUAAAUGAUUGGUGUACUGAUGGAAAAGUCAAAUGUGAACUAUUCUCUGGUUUGUGUCAAUCCAGAUUACAUAGUCCAUUGGAAUUUAUUGAAUUGAGGAAUCAUUAUACUGUAAUGUCCUUUGACAUAUUUAAUAAAGAA
This is a messenger RNA of Mobula hypostoma (lesser devil ray), 3331 nucleotides long. It is a transcript of the gene kif2c, whose product is annotated as kinesin family member 2C. Gene Ontology annotation, biological process: microtubule-based movement. Gene Ontology annotation, molecular function: microtubule binding; microtubule motor activity; ATP binding. The record is from RefSeq and is a predicted model, not a curated record. The transcript has 22 exons. Lineage: Eukaryota; Metazoa; Chordata; Chondrichthyes; Myliobatiformes; Myliobatidae. Bases 75 to 2171 code for a protein of 698 amino acids.